Alnus glutinosa is the source of this 1579-nucleotide messenger RNA. Its product is annotated as F-box/kelch-repeat protein At3g06240-like. NCBI's taxonomy places the organism in Eukaryota, Viridiplantae, Streptophyta, Magnoliopsida, Fagales, Betulaceae. The transcript has a single exon. Gene Ontology annotation, molecular function: protein binding. Bases 147 to 1379 code for a protein of 410 amino acids. The record is from RefSeq and is a predicted model, not a curated record.
UUUAGACGCACGCUUUCCCACUUCCUGAACACACUGCUCAAGGUUGACUACACGUUUACUGGUGCUGUGCUUGCCCAAAAUCUCUGAAGCUCCUUCUCACGCCUUCAACCUUUAUCUCGUCUUCCAUUCCUAUACACACGAUCCAUAUGUCAGACUAUCUCCCAAACGAGGUGAUCAUCGAAAUCCUCUCAAGACUGCCAGUGAAGUCGCUCAUCAGAUUCAGGUGCGUUUGCAAGACAUGGUGCUCUCUGAUUGCAAGCCCCCACUUCAUCGCCACCCACCUCAAUCGCGCUCUUUCUAAAUCCAACGCCCAACACCCACCCUACCUUCUCUUCCACUAUUUCGACUCCGAUUUUCAGACGCAGUGCUUUACUUUGCAUUAUUCCGAUGAUCCAUUCCCUGCCAACCAUUCCGACAAACACCUGGCGUUCUAUAGUUCCCCUGGCAUACGCACCCGCGAGCUUUCUCUCGACCAAGAAAUAGAAGAAAUAGAAGAGAAAAGGGGUUAUUUGAACGAUUUCUUGCACGUUGUUGGUUCAUCUAAUGGUGUAGUUUGUCUCGCGGAUUAUGUUUUCCGUAAAAACUCUGGGUCGUUAUGUGUUCUCUGGAAUCCUUCUAUCCAAAAAGUUAUAUUACUUCCGGACCCUAACAUUGGAGCAAACUUUGGAGGAUUUACCUCAAACGGUCCAGUUAUUCGUUCUCUUGGCUUUGGGUAUGACCCCAAGACAGAUGAUUACAAAUUGGUGAAGGCUGUGUAUCUUGAAGAUCCUACACAUAUUCUUCAUCCUCUGGUUGAGAUUUAUUCGCUUCGAAUGGGCGCGUGGCGCUCUGUUACGACCCCCCCUCCUCCCUACGUCAUCGAACUGUGCUACGUAUCGGUUUUCUUGAAUGGGGCAGUCCAUUGGCGCGUACACACUCCAUCGGGCCAGGGUGAUUUUCGCAAUGUGAUCGUGUCGUUGGAUAUGGAAGAUGAGGCAUUUGGUGAAUUGGCCAUGCCCAAGAGUUUGGAAGGGGUGAAAUUCUUGGACGUUAAUCUGGCGGUGAUUGAUGGGUUGCUUGCGCUUGUCCCUUGUAACGAAUGGGGCAUCGCGGUGACGGAGCCUCACUCCGUGUGGGUGAUGAAAGAGUAUGGAGUGGCGGAAUCUUGGACAAAGGUGUUUGAUAUUUGCAUUCCCGGAAGGUUGGACAGGGUGAUAGGAUUUACAAAGAAUGGUGAAGUUCUAGUGGUUGACGACAUGGGAAAGUUGUUUUCUUACGAACCAAGCAGCCAACAAGCCUUGGAUCUUAAUAUUCUUGGUGGCCUAAAAGACUCGUUUUAUUUGGAUACUUAUGUCGAGAGCCUUGUUCUACUGAAUGAAGAGAGUGGAACCCAUCUAUAAUGCCGUGUUUGGCGUGGAGAAAUUGAAUGGUUUUUUUCUUUUCUUUUCUUUUAAUCUGAUUGUGAUGGAAAUGUAAGACGUUUGUUGUUGAUUGACCAAAUCCUCUGUUUUUGGGGACUUCCAAGGCCCGUUGAAAUUAGACGUUCGUACGUGUGUGGAUGACAUGAAUAGAAAUGUGAUACGUGUUGGAUAUUGUAUUA